GUAUCUAUGACAGGCAUGUUCCAGGAUCAGUUGUUCAAUGGGCCUGGUCUCAAUAAAAGCUUUUAUUGGACUAACAAGGAAGUUUUCAGUUCUGAAACGUACGGGAUAUUUUUAUAGUAUGAUGACCGCUUAUAUAUCAAAAGCUCAUGGAGAAGUUUUUUUUUUUCUCAGUUCAUGACCCCUUUAAAGGUGCACCUGUCUUAUUCAGUUCCUCAUUUACCCCUUUAUAUCUAGCCCUGUGGCUCUCUUUAGUUUGUUCAUUAUUGACUUGGUGUUUUGAUGUGGUUCUCCUUGAAUAAUUAUCUUCAUCUUCUAGUUUUGCUGCACUUAGAUCCUCUACUCAACUCUUCCCUGUGCUGCACUUAGACCAUGAUGCCGUGAGUGUAACUUUCAGUAAAUCGACUAGAAUUAGGUCAGUUGUCUCUAUGCUUAAUGUUCCAGUCAUGUUCAAGUUAUCAUCAUCUCAUUCCAUUACUUCCAUGUAGCCCACUGUAAAACUCCUUAUCUUAUCUCAUACAUGAUACAAGAAAACAGAACCUUUCUGUUGACACCUGUUUUGCAUUAUGGUUAUACUAUUACACCACUGACUUUGUUCUCAAAUUUAAGUGGAUGAUAAUGCAUAUUUGAACUUUGACCAGGUUCUGCAUAAAAGAAUACACUUUUAAGGAAGUCAAAACAAAAGGCUGGGCAAGGCACUUUCUAAAAGUUACAUAUGUACAGUAUGUAUAUAUGUUUCAGCAGUGAUUUCACACAUUUCGGUGAACAAAGGAUGUCAAAGUGUGCUAAAUGGGCUCUUUCUAGGUUGAAGGAGACAAGGGGCUCAGCACCCACACCAUUUGUUUUCAAAUAAGUAAAAAAUACGUUAAGAAUGAUAGCUGAUAUUUCACACAUUUUAUUUUAUUUUAAAUUUUUAAUUUCUAGUACUAGUAUACACUGUAAACUGUGCACAGUUUUUAAUCAUAAGAGUUGGAUCAUUUAACUGAACAGUCAAAUGGCAACCUCUUCAACUCUUGAUGGUUUAUUGAAACCUGCAGACUGACCGUCCUUGUUGUGAUUAAAACAAAAAAGAAACUUUUUAAAAUAUUUUAGAAAAGUUCAGUUUAUAUCAAUAUCAUCACACUUUGGCGUUAGGCUACACAAAGUUUGGCAUCAUGGAAAGUCUAACAAAUCAAGAAGAAUUUGCUUGAAGGUAUUGACUGUUCAGUAUGUUUGCAUAGAGGUGUAAUACAUUAUCUUCACAUGGCACAGCUGCUUCCAGUUUAAAGUAGUUUCACAACAGUGAACUUGUACUCUUAACCAAUAUUCAGAGCAUUUCUCAAUUCGUAUCAGCCUUCUCGGGUUUAAGCUUCUUUUAAUGGCAAGAUGAGUGUAGCUGAGAAAGUCUGUGUUUUUGUCUUUCUCUUACAAGGUGUUUGCUGUAAAGAUUUCAGCAUCAGUCUGCCAGAGAGGAUUGAAGCUCUCAGUGGAUCAUGUGUGAUCAUAAAGUGCACAUUUGAGAUUGGGAAAGACGAGGACAAAUACCUCACUGAGAGUGAUGCUACAGGAUUGUGGCUCAAAGAUGGAGAUAAUGCGAAUAACCAUCAAGUGUUUAACUCGAGAGAUCCCAAACCUGAUCACUUUAAAGGGGAAAUAACUGGAAAACUACAUGAGAAGAACUGCACCACUAUAUUUUAUGAUGUUAGUUCAAAUCAUAAUGGUAAAUAUUACUUCAGGAUUGAGAGUGGUACUCUGAAAUUCACCUACACAAUUAACACUUCCACUAUAAAUGUCAUUGAGUCUCCCCCCAAACGAACAGUGAAGCUGUAUGUGGAGCAGAAGGAGGUUCAGGAUCAGGAGGAGGUGUUGGAGGGGAGCUCUGUGAGUCUGCGCUGCUCUGCUGAGACUCUCUGCUCCUCUCCUCCACCAACUCUCACAUGGAGCUCCACUCCCAGAAUCCCCCUCAGUGAGAGCAGCAGACAACAGGAGCUCAUCUCUGAUCUGAACUUCACUGCUGCUCACCGUCACCACAGAGUCACUUUCACCUGCACUAUAACCUACCAGAUACUGGACAAGAACAAAACAGCACAGGACAGCAUCACAUUACAUGUUCAGUAUUCCCCUAAAAACACAUCAGUUUCUGUGCUUCCCUCUGGCUCGGUGUUGGAGGGCAGUUCAGUGACUCUGACCUGCAGCAGUGAUGCAAAUCCAGCAGUGCUGAACUACACCUGGUCUAGAGAUAGUGAAGGACAGUUGAAACAGCUGCAGACUGGAGACACGCUUACCUUCAAUAAGAUCAACCAGACACAGGGAGGAUGGUACAAUUGUACAGCUCAGAACAAACACGGCACCCAAGAGUCAUCAGUGAUGCUGGACAUUCAGUAUGCCCCUAAAAUCUCUCCCUCCUCCAGUUGUAAUGGAACUGAUGUAACUGAGUGUUUCUGUGAGGUUGAUGGGAAUCCCUCUCCUAAACUGGAGUGGCGUCUGUCUGGACGUCCUGUCACUAACUCUUCAGACACGUUCAUCAGUGAAGAGCGAUUGAGCAGCACAGUCUUGAGGAGCUCCAUCACUCUACAUCAGUCACUCACACACACAUCUCUGCAGUGUGUCAGCAGAAACACUCAUGGCACUGCCGAACAGUUGUUUUAUCUGGUUUUCACUCAGAAAAUCAUUCAGAAAACUUCAUGGUUUGACGUUUACUCCCUCCUGGUUGGAGUCGUUGGUGGGGCUACUUUCAUAACCAUCUUAUGGAUCACAACACUGCUGUACAAACGGAUCUGCAGGACUCAAAGAGGAGAUAAAACUGGACUCAUUGGGACUGAUGUGGCUGAUUCGGUGGACAAUGGGGAAGAGCCUUUUUAUGUCAAUAAAGGUAUGAUGUCACCAGAUGAAGCCCCCACACUAAAUCAUCCAGAAACUCUACAGUAUUCCACCAUUAACUUUAUGAACACCAAACCAGAGUCAAAAGACAUUAGAGGCAUCUCUUCGCUUACUACUGACUACGCUGUGGUCGGAUAUUUCGGUCGAAACGUAGCAGAUAGCGAGGCAAAGAUCAGAGAAGUGACCUCAAUGACACAUGAAGAUGCCAUUUACCAGGUUCCUCACAAAGUAGCAAUUAAAGCAAAAUAAGUUAUGAGUUCAGAUGUGGGUGUAAAGCAAGGUGAAUCUAAGAAAGCAUACAAUUUAUAAACUAUUCUUAAUUCUUUCAAAUAGAGAUUUUAAAGCACAUUUAAGCCACACUUAAAUAUAUAUUUUGUCAUUGCAUUAGAUAACUAACGAUGAUCACAUUUUCUUAUCCAUCACUGAAUUUUAUCUGGUGUCAAGGAGAUUUUAAGUGGGUGUAUAAAGUAAUUAAUUCUCAGAGUAACCAGUGGUGUAGUUCAUUACAUUUACUAUGGACAUGUUCCACUUA
Messenger RNA from Megalobrama amblycephala (Wuchang bream), 3388 nucleotides. Its product is annotated as B-cell receptor CD22. Lineage: Eukaryota; Metazoa; Chordata; Actinopteri; Cypriniformes; Xenocyprididae. Bases 1363 to 3105 code for a protein of 580 amino acids. The record is from RefSeq and is a predicted model, not a curated record. The transcript has 9 exons.